This is a messenger RNA of Cladophialophora psammophila CBS 110553, 1395 nucleotides long. RefSeq lists its product as uncharacterized. The record is from RefSeq and is a predicted model, not a curated record. Lineage: Eukaryota; Fungi; Ascomycota; Eurotiomycetes; Chaetothyriales; Herpotrichiellaceae. Gene Ontology annotation, biological process: transmembrane transport. The transcript is spliced from 3 exons. Gene Ontology annotation, molecular function: transmembrane transporter activity. Gene Ontology annotation, cellular component: membrane. Bases 1 to 1395 code for a protein of 464 amino acids.
AUGAGCGAGGCCGAAGAUGGAUCUCGCUCCAAUGGCUCUGAAGAGCUGGAGAUUGAAAAAAAGGUCAUUCGCAAAAUCGAUAUACGCCUGGUACCCAUACUUGGACUACUCUACACUGCCUCUCUGGUGGACCGUAGCAACAUAUCGGUUGCUCGAAUAUCUGGUCUUGAUGAGGAUUUAGACCUGGACAAAGGGAAUCGAGCUUCUAUUGCUCUACUCGUCUUCUUCAUUGGAUAUAUCAUCUUUGAGAUCCCAAGCAACAUGGUCAUUCAAAGUGCCGGAGUCGCAAACUGGAUUGCCGGAAUCACAUUUGCCUGGGGGCUCGUAACCCUUGGAAUUGGCUUUUUGUCGAAUUGGAUUGGUCUGGCAAUCUGCCGUGCAGUUCUUGGUAUAUUUGAGGCUGGAUUCUAUCCUGGAUGUGUCUAUCUGAUCGCAUCGUGGUAUAAACGAUAUGAAGUCCAGAAGAGAUUGGCAUUUUUCUAUCUAACAUCAACGGCAUUAACAGCGUUCGCAAACAUAUUUGCGUACGGUCUUAUUCAAAUUGCUAACAAAACCUCGUACAAAGGUUGGAGAUGGAUUUAUAUCAUCGAAGGAAGUCUCACCAGCGUCUUCGCCGUCAUCGCAUGGUUCGUCAUCGUCGAUUUUCCAGCAUCAAAGCGCAACAAAUUCUUGUCCCCAGAAGAGAAGCAAUUUGUAUUAGAUCGACUAGCAAAAGAUCGAGGUACAGAAGAAAGACAGAAAGUCUCCUCACAACGGAUCUUGGAUACAUUGAAGGAUUGGAAGGUGUGGUCCUUCUCUCUCAUGUAUAUGUCGGCCGGCAUUGGAGUAUACGCCUUCUUAUUCUUCCUUCCGAUUAUCCUCAUGCGUGGACUAUCGUACUCCUUGGAACUCGCCUUCCUGCUCUCAGCGCCUCCUUCCAUUUUCGCCGUUAUCGAAGCAUUCGUUGUUGCAUGGCUCGCAGACAAGCUGCAAUCUCGGGGACUUUUUGUCAUUUUCCAAGCAUGCCUUGCCAUCACCGGUCUUUGCGUCAUGGCAUUUGUCAAGAGCCCAACCCCGAGGUACAUUGGAACAUUUCUAGGCAUGGCAGGAGUCAAUGGAAUGAUUCCAACGGUAAUAGCCUGGCAACAGAACAAUAUUAUUGGUGAUGCGAAGCGAGCAGUGGCCACGGCAGUCUUGGUCAUGACGAGCGCUGUGGGUGGUAUUUAUUCUUCCCUCGUUUUCCGUCAACAGGACGCACCCGAUUACAUUCCAGGCAUCAUCGCUGUCAUCGCACCAAACGCAUUCACCGUGGUGCUUGCCAUCGUCACCAUUCUGACACUCAGGUGGCAAAACAAGUUGGCUGAGAACGGAAAGAGAUUUCCUGGAGUCCCAGAAGGCUUUAAAUACACGUAUUGA